ACUCGGAAAGUACUCCGUGCAUGCAAAAACAGCAAAAAUUACGGAUCAGUGGCACUCCCCCACUCUCCGGCGUACGCUAUCCUGCUUUGAGUUUCAAUGCUGUCCGCCGGUGGCCACUGCUUGCUCGGACUAUCAGCGCACUGCAUAUCGUCUUGCAGAUGGACUAGUCGUUUUGUUCUCGUCGCGACCCUAUUGAAACACCCCCGGAGGUGCGUAUCAGGGUUAAAACUCCCUCAAUUGUUUAAUUCCGUGAGACGUGGCCCAAUGGUUGCAAAUCCCGUUGGGCAGUUCGUUUAUGACGGCCCGGGAUUGCAGUUCUCCUCCCAGAGCUCACUGCAGCUCCGGCCCCGUCAUGGGUCCCAUUCGACUGGGUAACUGACAAACGACGAUACGUCGCCUCGCGUUUGGCCUUUUAAGCGGAAAGCUCCAAUGAAUCGUCUGCGACCUUCUUUUUGGCUUUCUUUAAUUGCACUCUUAUUCCUCGUCUCACUUUUUUGCCACCCAUUUCCUUAUAAUUUUUAAUAUCG
This is a messenger RNA of Aspergillus glaucus CBS 516.65, 527 nucleotides long. RefSeq lists its product as uncharacterized. The coding region runs from base 97 to 375 and encodes 92 amino acids. Lineage: Eukaryota; Fungi; Ascomycota; Eurotiomycetes; Eurotiales; Aspergillaceae. The record is from RefSeq and is a predicted model, not a curated record. The transcript is spliced from 2 exons.